Molecule: messenger RNA, 4600 nt
Organism: Thunnus maccoyii (southern bluefin tuna)
Lineage: Eukaryota; Metazoa; Chordata; Actinopteri; Scombriformes; Scombridae
Gene: slc5a7a
Product: solute carrier family 5 member 7a
Exons: 10
Coding region: 991-2781 (596 amino acids)
Biological process (GO): transmembrane transport; choline transport; synaptic transmission, cholinergic
Cellular component (GO): axon; synapse; dendrite
Molecular function (GO): choline:sodium symporter activity
Source: RefSeq, a predicted model, not a curated record
GGAAGAGGCCAUUAAGUAGACACAGUUCAUUGAUACAUAUCCUGAAGGGAAAGCGGCAGACACAGAACACUUAAAUGAUUUAUAAGUGCUCAGAAGUGAGUUUGUGAAUCAUUUUGUGUUCACAGGUAGAAAAAAAUUAGGAAGGGGUGGACUUGUUCUGCUAUGGUAGAUGGACAUGCCUCAGUGAGGUUGAAUUGUUGUAAAGUCGUUGAGGAAAAGUCAAGAAUGAAGUUAUAAUAGGUCUGUAUUUAAUAGAUUCCUCCAGUGGAAGUGUCAGGACGGCUUCUCAUCUUCCUCAGUCGUGCAAAAACGGUUGCAGAGGAGCAAAGUUAAUUGCGGUUGUAAGGUAAAAUGCCGGCUGGGAAGACAGUGACAACGGAUAAAGGGCCACAUGACGUAUGGCUGCGCAAUUAGGAGGCUGUUACGCACUGAGGAGCAGACCCACAUGACGCGUGAAACUCUAUUAUAUUGAUUAACCCAUCUGUAAAAAUGCAAGGGGAUUUGACAUUCAUGUCACACCAUUCAGUUAGUGAUUUUUUUAUUUUUAUUUUUUUUGAAGAUGCCCAUCCAUUCCUGUUAUGAAGUAAAGGAAUCUCAGCCCACCCCCUCCACUCAGAUCAGCUCCAUCGUACAGUGACGUCUUUCCAUGCAAGGUGCUCAUUAAGAGGGACGUUUGGUUUCUCUGACGUGUGUUAUCCGUCCUCUGACGGCACCUGCCCUCUUUAUAAGCCCCAGUAAGUCACCCGGGAGACCCCCACCAUCGUUUCAUUUGACUGUUCCUCACGGUGCAGAGGGGGACGAGGCUCUUUAUAAACCGUCUAACUAUUCUGCUCGCUGUUUUCUGCCUUGGGUGCCCCAGCACAUGACUCUAGAAACACUUAAGAUAGAAGAAGAGGAGAAAGAAAUACGUUUGACUAAAAACCACAGUAUCGAAGAAGAGGAACAACUGUCUCCAUGCCUUCCUGCUCCUAGCGGAAGACCGGUGCGACAAUGACCAUCCAUGUUGAAGGGCUUGUGGCUAUCGCGGUCUUCUAUCUACUGAUCCUGUUCGUGGGCAUCUGGGCGGCAUGGAAGAACAAGCACUCAGGGGAGGCGGAGGGUACCGACCGCAGCGAAACCAUCAUGGUCGGCGGGAGGGACAUUGGAUUAUUCGUCGGUGGAUUUACCAUGACGGCGACCUGGGUUGGAGGAGGAUACAUCAAUGGCACAGCUGAGUAUGUGUAUCUACCAGAUUAUGGUUUGGCUUGGGCACAGGCUCCCUUUGGAUAUGCCCUCAGUCUUGUUGUGGGCGGUCUUUUUUUUGCCAAGCCCAUGCGCUCACGAGGUUACGUCACCAUGCUGGACCCGUUCCAGCAGCUGUAUGGGAAACGUAUGGGUGGCCUUCUCUUCAUACCUGCAUUAAUGGGUGAAAUCUUCUGGUCUGCUGCCAUCUUAUCCGCACUGGGUGCUACUCUCAGUGUAAUUGUGGACAUCAACAUUAAGAUGUCUGUGGUUAUCUCUGCACUUAUUGCAAUCUUUUACACCCUGGUUGGAGGACUUUACUCUGUGGCCUACACUGACGUUGUGCAGCUCUUCUGUAUCUUUGUGGGCCUGUGGAUCAGUGUCCCAUUUGCUUUGACCAACCAAGCUGUGUCAGACAUUACUGUGACUGCAGUGAAGCAGGUGUACCAGUCACCCUGGAAAGGCAGCAUCAGCGGGAGUGACACCUGGGUCUGGAUGGACAAUUUUUGCCUCCUGAUGCUUGGAGGAAUACCUUGGCAGGUGUAUUUCCAGAGAGUCCUAUCUGCCUCCUCGGCCACCUACGCUCAGGUCCUCUCCUUCCUGGCUGCUUUCGGGUGCCUCGUCAUGGCCGUGCCCUCUGUUCUCAUUGGAGCCAUCGGGGCCUCCACAGACUGGAACCAGACAACUUAUGGUGCCAUUUCUCCUAAAGACAAGGAGCAAGCAGAUAUGAUUCUACCCAUCGUGCUACAACACCUCUGCCCACCAUUUGUCUCUUUUUUCGGCCUGGGUGCGGUGUCGGCAGCUGUCAUGUCUUCUGCAGACUCAUCCAUCCUGUCAGCAAGCUCCAUGUUUGCAAGAAACAUCUACCAGCUUGCCUUCAGACAGUCGGCAUCUGACCGUGAGAUUGUGUGGGUGAUGCGCAUCACCAUCUUUGUGUUUGGUGGCCUUGCCACAGUGAUGGCACUAGUAACCGGGACAGUUUAUGGCCUCUGGUACCUGAGCUCAGACCUGGUUUACGUCAUCAUCUUCCCCCAGCUGCUCAGCGUGCUCUUUGUCAAGGGCACCAACACUUAUGGCUCGGUGGCUGCCUACUUGUUUGGCAUGUUGCUGCGUAUAGGUGGAGGGGAGCCCUACCUGCAGCUGCCCCCUUUCAUUUAUUACCCUGGCUGGACCACUGAGCCACGGAAGCACCACAUAACCGGAGAAAUGGAGGACGUUGUCAUCCAGAAGUUCCCCUUCAAGACAGUCUCUAUGCUCGCCUCCUUUCUGGGUAACGUUGCUUUCUCCUACCUGGCCAAGUACCUGUUUGAGAGCGGCAAGUUGUCACACAAAUACGACUUUCUCGAUGCAGUGGUGUCUAGGGACAGCGGAGAGAUUAUGGAUAAGACGACGCUUGUAACUCGUGGCAACAACAUCGGGCUGUCAGAGAUGGCGCCAGUCAAACCGCGGCUGAGUGUGACCUUGGCAGCCGCCUUCACACGUCGUGACACGCUGCCUGCAGAAAUGGUCGAGGAGGAGGAGGAGUCCAGCCCUGACUCCUCCCACCAUGAUGAUGAAUGACAAACUCAGAAUGUGAUAAAAGAAAAAGACUGAACAGGUGACUCCCAGAGAACUGGUUACUCUGUCAGACACUCCAAAAAGAAAAAGUAACUAAUAAGAGACAACAAGCGAACAUCCCACAGGACUACAAAGUACCACAUCCCACUCGUGGACUGUGCGGACAUGAAGCUGUCUUUCUGUGAAGUACACACACUCACACAAACACUCAUAUAGUACAUAUAGAUAUUAAGGUGUGUAUUCAUCAUUUUUUAAACUUGAUUUUGAAAUAUAUACUGAAAGAAAACUGUAUUCAGAGACUCCUAGUCUCUUCACUUUAUUGUCUCUCUCAUAAAAAGCAGACCGUUAUCAAAAAGCAGUUGAGUGGGGAUAAGAGAUGAUGUGUACAGUUUCUACAGGGGAGAAGUAUUUGAUCAGAAACAUUCAAAAUAUUCCGAAAUGUUCAACCAGAAACAGUAACUCCGCUAUGACGAGGAAUGAAACAGAUAUGACAGCACAACCCAAGUUUGAAAGGAGAAAACAUUGUGUGUACCAAUUAUUUAAAAAAAAAAAAAAGCAAUAACACACACUCCUAUAAUAACACCUGUAUAGCAGUUAUCAUCAAAGAUCUAAUAAUGAGGAGGGGGAAGUGGAUGUGAAAAUGAAUGAAAAUAAGGAUAUUUUAUAGCUUUAAUGUGUCAUGUCAAGCCAGUUAAACUCAUACUAAUUCACAUUUGUGGCACUGAAUUAAUUGGGUUUUGAUUUGAAAAUUGAAUAUAAUUAACACAUUAAAUAGACUGUAAUAUCACAAAGUGAAAUACAGAGUACAUAAACCAACACCCACAACUUUUGUUUGACACAUGUAUAUUAUUAAUUAUUACUGAUAAACACGUAAUGACUGUGAAUCAAGAAAGAAACAACCCAUGUAUCAUGCUGAGUAGAAAAUAUACAAGCAGUAGUGAUGGUAGUUGACUUGAAGCAUUAGCAAUUAUUCUCUUUAAUGUCAGGUGUAGAAGCAGAUUUCAUCAUAAGAAUCGAUGUAAAUUAGACAACAACGUGUUUAAAAUGAUCUCGUAUUCAACUGCCUUAAUGAAACUCAUAAGAAGAGAUGCUUUUAAUUUCCACAGAUCUGACCGCGCUCUGCUCAAGACUGCAGAGAACAAAGACUUCAAUAUGAAUGUAAUGUCUACAAAUGAUCUAAUUAUCUCAAAUAGUGUACUUCUACUGCUAUUUGUGUAUGUAGUCGUUGGCGAUUUGCAAAGUCAAACAGUAACUGUUGCAGAAUAAUGUGAUGGCAGGUUCUGGUUUACGAAUCUGUGGUUUAUUUGUUGUUCACAGCAGUGUACAGAUUAUUUUCUCUGUGACGUGUAUGUUUGUAUACAUGUGGGGGGAAAAAGGAUAUAUAGAUGUCAAAUAAUGCUGGUUAAAAUGAUUCAUAUAAGAUGGAAGGAUGCUAUCUAAAUGUUUAUUUAUUUUUGAUGUCAUAAAAGAUGAAACAAUAAAAAUUAAGAAAUUAUUUCACAGAAAUAUAUUAAAUUUACUUUGGUAACAAUAUUAAAUUAGUAUUCUACAAUUUUUUGCUGGCUGACUAAAAAUUCACCAUCAGAAUAUUGCAAAUGUGGUUUUACUUAAAUAAAACUGCAUUUAUGCAAUUUUAUACAUUUCUUUAUGCACUUUUUUUUCUUUCUUAUUUUGUAUUUUUUUAUUGGUCACAAUGCUGAAUCUGAAAAGCAUUGUGUUUGCUAGUGACAAGAUCCUGUUGAGUGUGUGUUGCUGCAGUGGGUCCUGACCUUUUUGCAUAUGUUCAACCAAAAAGGGAUUCAUGACUGUCAGAUUGUUGGAU